Symbiodinium sp. CCMP2456 is the source of this 1170-nucleotide messenger RNA. Lineage: Eukaryota; Dinophyceae; Suessiales; Symbiodiniaceae. The record is from the annotation of a GenBank genome assembly.
AUGCUGCGACCUCCAGGACGGCUUGGCAGGCUGGGCUGCUGCAGGCUGGCUGGCCGAUCCUUCCCUUGGACAGGCGGUGUCCUGCGGCUGGCGAACACUGCGAGCCGUGGGAACGGUAGCCGAGUCGAGGAGAAGGAGGACCUGAAGCAGGUCUGGGCACAUCUUUUGCCCCGAUCGAUCAACCUGACAGACCUUGGGAAACAAGUUUCGCGACUGGAACGCCCAGCGUAUUCUUGCAGACUCUGGCACAUGGCUGGUCCAAAGGCAAGCCCGCUGGCGCAGGUAUUGAUCUGCAACAGUGACACUGCAGGUAAUGUGGUGGUCUUACCAAGUGGAUGUCUCGUUCUCUGGGAUACCAAAAAGGACCUGCGGGACCGGAUGCUCCAGCUCGCUGCUUCUUGUCCAGCAAAUCGCCCUGGUCCCACCACGAUGGGUGUUGUGCAGAAAGUGCUGGAAGGUGACUUUCUACCAGCAGAGAGCAGCGAGCCCCUCGCCUCCGAGAGCUUGGACUUCGUCUAUGAAGCCGUGGGAAAGGAGACCCGCCUGGACAAGAACACCGGGCAGCUACACGUUGCACAAGUUGCAACGGAUCCCUCUGGAGAAAAAGGUGCUCUGCAGCAGGCACAGCUGGAGCAAAUCGCCAUCUCUUUGGGCCUGGACAUCGCAGUGCGACUGGAUCAGCUGGAAGCAAAGAUCGAGGAGCAAACUGUGAAGGGCUGGCAGGCCCUGGAGAAAGAAGUGGCCAGUGUCGAAGAACGAUUUGCAAUGUCAGUGACUCUGAAGGACAUCUCUAACCGGGUUUUCAGGUACGAGCGUAUGAUCCACGAAAUGAGGUACGAGUUGAAUGCUGCAGGAAGAUUCCUUGAUUCACCUGAUCUGUUGUGGGAAAAUCCUAACGAAGAGCGUCUCCAUGACCAGGUCGUUAGGCAUUUUGAUGUGAAGCGGCGCACAGACCUUCUGAACGAGCAUUUGAGCUACUCCCUGGCUUUCGCGCACACCGUGGGUGAACACGUGAGGCAUUUGUAUUCUGUGCGUCUCGAGAGGAUGAUAAUCAUCUUGAUCACUUUGGAGUUGGGGGUAGGUGUCAUGGGCCUCCUCACAGGAAGUUCACCGCAUUCUGCUGUCGGCCUGCCCAUCAGCCUUCCAGCUCCGGCAUCUGAGGCCAAGUAA